Dryobates pubescens (Downy woodpecker) is the source of this 1623-nucleotide messenger RNA. RefSeq names its product dual specificity phosphatase 26 (gene DUSP26). Gene Ontology annotation, cellular component: cytoplasm. Gene Ontology annotation, molecular function: MAP kinase phosphatase activity; protein tyrosine/serine/threonine phosphatase activity. Bases 451 to 1071 code for a protein of 206 amino acids. Gene Ontology annotation, biological process: negative regulation of MAPK cascade; protein dephosphorylation. The record is from RefSeq and is a predicted model, not a curated record. Lineage: Eukaryota; Metazoa; Chordata; Aves; Piciformes; Picidae. The transcript has 4 exons.
CUGCACGCCUGUGGCUCCGGGUUUGCUGGAGGAGGGGUGAGAGCCAAGCCGGCAGGAGAAUCCUGAGCCGUUCGCAGCCUUGCUGCCGCCGCUGCCUGCGCGGCCAUGGGCGAGCGCUGGGCUGCGCGGCUGUGCCUGCCUCGCCUGCCAGCCCCGUGGCCGUGCCCAGCUCCCUCCUGCCUGCCUCAGCCAGCCAUGCACAGCAGGAUAUAAACAAAGCUGCCUCUGGACAUGUCAUGGCUUAAAAUAGAUGUUCCUACAUCAGCCCUUCUCCAGCGGCGGCGGCGGCGAGACAUGGCCGACUGGAUCUGACUCCUGCACUCCCUCCGCGCUGAGGAAUCCCGGCCCUCACCAAGGACCGUGGGUGGCAGAAGCAGCAGAAGCGACCUGCAGGCCCCUCUCCGGCCUUCAGGAGCCCACAGGUAUGCCUUGUGGGUCUGGACAGCUCCAAUGGCUUUCCUGUCCAGGUUCUCCAGGAACAGCACCAGGUCGCCCAGCCGGGGCCCACGGGAGGAGCGCCACAGCCACCCCAUCCUCAGCAUCUUCGAGCUUGAGAGGCUGCUCUACACAGGGAAGACAGCCUGCAACCAUGCUGAUGAGGUCUGGCCAGGGCUCUACCUGGGUGACCACCGUCUCUCUGCUCUGCUUCUGGCUCCCCGCAGGGAUAUAGCAGCCAACCGGCGCGAGCUGGCCCAGCUGCGCAUCACCCACGUCCUCAACGCCUCCCACAGCCGCUGGAGGGGGGGUGCCGAGUACUACGAGGGCACAGGCAUCCACUACCUGGGCAUCGAGGCCCACGACUCCCCUUCCUUCGACAUGAGCCCCUACUUCUACCCCGCCGCUGACUUCAUCCACCAGGCGCUGAACGAAGGAAGGAUCCUUGUGCACUGUGCUGUGGGGGUGAGCAGGUCAGCCACCUUGGUCCUCGCCUACCUCAUGAUCCGCCACCACAUGCCCCUUGUAGAAGCCAUAAAGACAGUCAAGGACCACCGUGGUAUCAUCCCCAACCGGGGCUUCCUGCGCCAGCUGGUCGCCCUGGACAAUGCCCUGAGGCUGAAGAGGAGCUCCUGAAGGAGGAGGAGGAGGAGGAGGAGGGAGGGGGGGAUGGGGGGAGCGUUGUGUGUGUGCUGCUCACCUCACCCCCAUGCCCACAUGCAGGAGGCAGACCUUGGCAGCUGAUGGGCUAAUGAGCAGCUGGCCCCUGGGCCUCCCCCUCAGCUAAGGGAGUCCCCAGACCCAGAGCUCUUCCCAGUGGUGAAGCAUAGACCCUCAACCUGCAAUCUUACCACCUAGGUAGGCCUGACAUGUAGCCUCCUUCCCAGCCUGCUCGCUCCAAGAUGCCUCCAGGGGGACUCAGCCCCACGUUUCAGGUUACUCUGGAUCCGUGCUGGCUCCAGGAAGCCUCCCAAGCUGCUUCUCCCACGUGGCAGAUGCAUUUGCCAAGCCAGUCCUGUCCCUCCCUCGCAGGAGUCUGAAGCUCUGUGUGUUCCUUGUCUUGUUCCCCCCACGUGUUUUUGGUCUGUGAAUCGGGUCUGGUGCCUGGGCUCAGGCAAACAGCCCUUUUGUCGUGGUGUUUGAUGUCCUCCAUGCCUGGUGUUCCCUGAUAGAAUAAAGACAAAAAGU